Molecule: messenger RNA, 495 nt
Organism: Spirometra erinaceieuropaei
Lineage: Eukaryota; Metazoa; Platyhelminthes; Cestoda; Diphyllobothriidea; Diphyllobothriidae
Source: the annotation of a GenBank genome assembly
AUGGGCCGAAAACUGCGUACAACUUUUCAUGCCCUCGUCCCUACCGGUGCGCAGCCCGCGCAGACUUCUCCAGUCUCUCGCAGCAAGCUCUCCAUCGGAACGCCUGUCUUCGCCCGUGAUUAUCGAGUGGAGUUCCCAGACUGGAUUGAAGCAACCGUGGUAGCGCACAGAGGCAGUAUGUUGUUUGACGUCGACGUUGGUGGUGAAAUCUGGGUUCGUCACCACAACCAGAUCCGAUGGCGACAUUGCAGUAACACAACUGGGAUCGAUCCGGCGCCGUCACUCCCCAUUGACAUCCUACUGGAUACCUUCGCCAUUCCGGCAGAUCGGUCGGUUCCUGAACCCACUGCUGCGCCUCCUUCGGAUGUACCGCCUUCGGUAUCAGUCACUGCCCCCGGGUCUCCAGACAACAAACCACAACUAAGACGCCGGACCAACCGCGUGCGCCGAUCAACACUGCCGAUGCAGAUCAAUCCACGCCAAAAGCGGUACUGA